AUGGACCCAACGGAUAUGUUGUGGUUGUCGAAGCCACCUACUGUCAGUGAAUUUGUUACCAAUUCGAAAAUUACUUUCAAACCAGCAGUGCGGACACCAUCCCAUGAUUCUGUUCAACAUGAGCUCGACACUGAAACGCCUCGCAAACCAGAUCGUAUUUCGAAAAAGCUGCGUACCUUUUCGCUCGGCGAUUCUGAGGGACUGAAAAAGUCAUUGGAGAAACAUCCAAGUUCUUCACCAGUGGAUAUUCCUCGCCCCCGACGAAUCAGUAUUAGCGAGAUGAUUUUUGGAUCUUCUGCAGGAGGAUUUAGCUGGGGACAGAGCAGUCUACAAGGAUCACCUUUAAACGAGACAAAAAUGUCAAUUACUGAGGACGAGAAAUUCAAAGAGUUUAUGAAGCAUCAGAAUAAAAUUCUUGGCGACGAUGGCAUCUGCAGUUUCAAGAAGGGCGAUUACAUGGAGGCUCAUGCCGAAAAUAUCAAGGAAGGUCGUGAUAAGGAAGCUUGA
Molecule: messenger RNA, 507 nt
Organism: Necator americanus (New World hookworm)
Lineage: Eukaryota; Metazoa; Nematoda; Chromadorea; Rhabditida; Ancylostomatidae
Exons: 7
Coding region: 1-507 (168 amino acids)
Source: RefSeq, a predicted model, not a curated record